Aspergillus wentii DTO 134E9 is the source of this 596-nucleotide messenger RNA. RefSeq lists its product as uncharacterized. NCBI's taxonomy places the organism in Eukaryota, Fungi, Ascomycota, Eurotiomycetes, Eurotiales, Aspergillaceae. The record is from RefSeq and is a predicted model, not a curated record. Bases 407 to 568 code for a protein of 53 amino acids. The transcript has a single exon.
CUUGUUUCUUUUUUUGGGUUGUCUUUUUUUUUCAAGCUCUUCAAAAGCACAUCUUGUAAUUUUUACUUGUAUCAAUAUUUAAUGGGGGGAAGGGGGUGAUAUCCAAUCAAUUCCAUGUUUCUCAUGAACAAUCAAGUGAAACUUUCAAACUCAACCCAGUUCAACUCGUAGACUCCAUAGAAUAACUGCCACUUGGACAUUCGAAAGUCUCCUUGAAAGGUUUAACAGACUAACUGACUGACUGAAGGAGGUUGGGGAAAGCCUGACAGGCCCAAGAAUGCUGGUGGCUCGAUCUCCCUUUCUGAAACACGAUCAGAAGUCUCAUUCCUUCCCUUUUUGUUAAUAGAAUCCACUGACUGACGAUAAGUUGACAUCAGGUAUUCCCUUGAAGAAACAAAAGAGGGAAAUGAAUGAGGGGGUUAAAAAAGAUCGCGUGAGAUAUGUUAUCACCGUUCUCCUUCUUCCCACUCCGGUCUUUUUUGCCCUGCUCGAUUACCUGAUCUCUCACAUGUAUGGUGACAUGGGACCGGCCUUUGAGACCUGGAAUUUCACAGGACCUAGUGCCUAAUAGGUAAUAGUACGUAUGAUCUUCUUUU